AUGGAUCAUUUAUCUUCUACAUUAACAACUCUCAAAGACCAAGCUAAAGAUGCUCUCUGGGCUCUUUCAGCCGGCUGGUCAAGCUGUGUAAUGUGCCAGCAGGAAGCGAAGGUAAAGAUCAAUGGAAGGACUUUCAAAAUAAUCAAAGUCCUCGGCGAGGGAGGUUUCUCGUUUGUUUAUCUCGCACAAGAUGAAGGAAGUGGUCGUCAAUUCGCCCUCAAAAAAAUCCGCUGUCCAACCGGCAACGAUGGCGUCAAAGAGGCCAUGCGGGAGGUCGAGGCAUACAGACGGUUCCGGCACCCGAAUAUCAUACGUAUAUUAGACUCGGCGGUGGUCCAGGACGAAGAUGGAGAAGGGAAAGUUGUAUAUUUAUUUUUGCCGCUGUAUCAGCGAGGCAACAUCCAAGACCUCAUCAACGCCCACCUUAUCAACCACUCUCACUUUUCCGAACGAGAGAUGAUCAAGCUGUUUAAAGGGACGUGUGAAGCCGUUCGUGCGAUGCAUGAAUGGAGACCUGCCAAAGGGGCGAAGAAGGGCAAUCCUACAAAUGAAGCUAGGUCGAAUGCUCACCAGAACGGGUCAAGCUCCAACCAAAGACAAGGAAGAUCCAAUGGAAACGCGCCGCAGGUCCAGUCGAAUAGCUCACAGUCAAGAGCACAAACCAAUGCGGACGGUGACGAUGAAGAUGAUGAUCAUAGAUUCCCCGAACCAGAAGGUGAUGCUGAAGGAGGAUACUCUUAUGGUCCCUCAUCUAGGGGUACCGGUAAGCCCUCAAGAAGUGGCUCGGGGUCGGUACCGUUGAUUGACCGUGAUCGGGGUGAGGAGGAAGGGUUGAUGGGAAGCCAAGCAGAUGAUAGAGGCGGAGAAGCGUUGUUUGAUGGGGAUGAGGAUGUUGCUGGCAUAGAUGGCGAAGGCGGAGCCGGUGAGCGGGGGGAGAUCGUUCCGUACGCUCAUAGGGAUAUCAAACCUGGGAACGUCAUGAUAUCCGAUGAAGGUCGACCUAUCCUCAUGGACUUUGGAUCUGCAAUGCGAGCACGGAUAAAGAUAGAAAAUCGUUCCAUGGCGCUAUAUCAGCAGGACAUCGCCGCUGAACAAUCGACAAUGGCGUACCGUGCUCCGGAGCUCUUCGACGUUAAAACGGGGACGAUGUUAGAUGAGAAGGUUGAUAUCUGGUCCCUCGGUUGUCUCCUCUUCGCCAUGGCUUACUCUCACUCUCCCUUCGAAAACACCCAAACGACAGAACAAGGUGGGUCUAUCGCUAUGGCUGUCCUCAAUGCACAGUAUAAGCACCCGAGAGGGAGCGAAGGGAGGUAUUCGAAUGGGCUGAAAGAGAUGAUUGAUAGUAUGCUCAAGGUGGAUCCGGAGGAGAGACCGGGGAUUGAGGAGGUAUUGGGGAUGUGUGAGAGUGUUGAGAGAAGGUUGAGGUAG
Lentinula edodes (shiitake mushroom) is the source of this 1428-nucleotide messenger RNA. RefSeq names its product Pkinase-domain-containing protein. The transcript is spliced from 7 exons. NCBI's taxonomy places the organism in Eukaryota, Fungi, Basidiomycota, Agaricomycetes, Agaricales, Omphalotaceae. The record is from RefSeq and is a predicted model, not a curated record. Gene Ontology annotation, cellular component: Golgi apparatus; cytoplasm. Gene Ontology annotation, molecular function: protein serine/threonine kinase activity; ATP binding. Bases 1 to 1428 code for a protein of 475 amino acids. Gene Ontology annotation, biological process: vacuolar protein processing; protein phosphorylation; regulation of vacuole fusion, non-autophagic.